Messenger RNA from Brassica napus (rape), 1217 nucleotides. Its product is annotated as protein GAMETE CELL DEFECTIVE 1, mitochondrial-like. Bases 72 to 1013 code for a protein of 313 amino acids. The record is from RefSeq and is a predicted model, not a curated record. The transcript has 3 exons. Lineage: Eukaryota; Viridiplantae; Streptophyta; Magnoliopsida; Brassicales; Brassicaceae.
UCUACUCAGCGCAAAAAAAAAAAAAAUCUGAUGAACGCCAUUAAGGCUACCAUUUUCGUUUUCUAAUCUAGAUGAACUCUCUUCACCGUAUUGUAGGAUCGAUCACCAGAGCAACGAUCACGCACCCAAUCUCCUCUAGGGUUCCGCACACCGUCCCUUCAAUCCUCGCCGAUUUCAUGUCCACAAAGCCCCGAAACGACGACGACGACGACAAAUGGAACGACGCGUGGGAAUCAGCUUGGCUUCCCGACGAUCUCACCGACAAGACCCGAGCGCCGUGGGAGACGGACGUGAACUUCCCUUCCACGGAGGGGGAAAUCGACGUGGAGGCGAAGGCGUUCGUGGAGGAUAUGAACGAGCACUGGGACGAGAGGAGAGGGAAGAGCGGGAAGAAGGAGGAGGAGAAGAAAGAGAGGAAGGAGAUCGGAGGAGGAGAGUCGCUGUACAGCGUGGAGACGAUGAAGAAGGAUUAUAGGUUGAAGAAGCAGAGAGUUCACGCGUCUUUGUGGGUUAAGGAGAUUGAGAAGAUGGAGGAAGCUAAGUUGGGGGAUGAUUCUGGAUCUGGUGGUGGAGGUGCUGAUGAUAUCGAUAGGCUUCUUGAUAGCUGCUCUGAGAUUUUCGACUCGGUAGACCAUGAUUUCGACAAAUUGGAAGUCUCAAGUGGAUCAGAAUUGAAAAACAAGCCUGAUGGUUGGGAAUCAACAACAAAGGAACAAGAUGGAAAUCUCUGGGAGAUGUCACAAAGAGAAGAAGACAUUCUUCUCCAAGAAUUCGAUCGCCGCAUUUCCUUCUGCAAAUUUCAGAUAGCUAGUUUUAUAAAGCAACACAUAUUCAGCAGGAGGAGACCGAUUGAUGGGUGGAGAUAUAUGAUCGAAGUGAUUGGUCCAAAUGCUAGAAAAGGCAAAGGCAGUGUUUCUAGGCUCCCUGCUUUGUCCGAUGUUUCGACUCAACCCUUUAAAGAAGAAACUGGUAGUCUCAGUACCUUCAAGCGUCGGUCAAACAGAGAUUUGUGAGACUUAAGAAGGAGGAGUUCAUGACAAAUGACAGUGGUUCUAUAAGUGUCACAAUGUUGUGAGAUUGUUUACAGGGAUCUACAGAUUAUGUCACGUUAAAGACAAUACGCUUUAGAUCCUUAGUUUGCAGAUAUGAAUCUGAUGUUGUGAACUGAAGAGUUACAGUUAUUUUAUAUGUAUGAUCUAAGUUUCAUUUUUUGAACA